Molecule: messenger RNA, 1227 nt
Organism: Medioppia subpectinata
Lineage: Eukaryota; Metazoa; Arthropoda; Arachnida; Sarcoptiformes; Oppiidae
Source: the annotation of a GenBank genome assembly
AUGAUGAACGAUUCCCUAAAGUGUAAGGCUUUGGCCGAUAUGUUGGGCGAAGUGGACAUCAAUGGCAACGCAUCUCAAGGAGGCGAUGGCCUCGCGGAUCAAAUGGAACAGCAAAUGAAGAAAUUGGCCGAAGAAGAGAUCACCGAACGGAACAAAGGAUGGGAAGGAUUGCAAACCAAAGCGGAUCAACAGAAGAGUCUGGCCUUUACUCACGCCCUGUCCUCCGGUCUCAUCGUAUGUCCGUAUUGUCGGAUCAGUUAUCUUCGCUCAACCGGUGGUCAUCUGUUGUGCGACUCAUGCGAACUCAGAUUUGAAAGUAUGGUUUCCAUACCAGAGAUGAUCCAAACCAUGAAACAGAUUAUAAGCAACCAUUCGAUGAGUGGAUGUUUGGAUCAAUUUCCACAAAUUGGUUGUUGGGAUCCAUAUAUUGUCGUCUAUUGUGACACUUGUCCUCUUCGCCAAAUAUCUUUGGUGGAACCGUUGCGCCGCUCGGGCCGUGUGUACACUUCUUCGGUGGUGUUCCGUCUGUACACCCACUUGACUGCUAUCAUAUUAAUGGCAUUUUGUGUCUUAAACACAACGCAUACACUCUUUGGUCAACCCAUUCAUUGUGAGGUCACUGAAGGCCGUUUCGCUGACCAAUCAAUGAUUGAUUCGUAUUGUUAUACGAGUGGUAUCUUCGCGGCCAACAGACAUCCGGCGGACGCCAAGCCGUAUGGCAUUCAUCCGGCUUUGGGACCAAAAACACCGGGAAUUGAGUACCAGAAGAGAUACUACCUCUGGAUAUGGUUUGUGCUGUUAUUGCAAUCAAUUUGUUUUUAUUUCCCGCAUUGGCUGUGGAAGUGCUGCGAAGGACAGCAAAUAUCUUCACUCGUGGCUGAUAUGAGUUUAUUUACCACCGAUGACGACAAAAGGUCUGCCAAAAUACGCAAAAUUGUUGAUUACAUGUACCGAACGACCGGUUCUCACAACUCGUAUGCCAUGAAGUACUUCGGCUGUGAAGUGAUCGCCUUUUUCAAUGUCUUCAUACAAAUGGCUGCAAACCAUCUCUUUCUUGAUUACUCUUUCAUUACUUACGGCUUGGAUUGGAUUCGACUUCAGCUAAAAGAUCCCGAUUUGAAAAUUGAUACCAUAAGUGAUGUGUUUCCCAUAUUAUGUAAAUGCGAUUUCACUCGUUUCGGCGCUUCUGGUGGUCAGGAAACCAUCGAUGGCUUAUACAAGGAAUGA